This is a messenger RNA of Ixodes scapularis (black-legged tick), 8455 nucleotides long. It is a transcript of the gene PMCA, whose product is annotated as plasma membrane calcium-transporting ATPase 3. Lineage: Eukaryota; Metazoa; Arthropoda; Arachnida; Ixodida; Ixodidae. Gene Ontology annotation, cellular component: membrane; intracellular membrane-bounded organelle. The transcript has 24 exons. The record is from RefSeq and is a predicted model, not a curated record. Bases 540 to 4298 code for a protein of 1252 amino acids. Gene Ontology annotation, molecular function: ATP hydrolysis activity; ATP binding; P-type calcium transporter activity. Gene Ontology annotation, biological process: regulation of cytosolic calcium ion concentration; calcium ion transmembrane transport.
GGUUUCCCGGCUCCGCUCUUCCCGGCGUGCCUCGCUCGCUCCAAGAUGGCGGAGCAGGGUUCCCGGGACCUCCGUGCGGACGGCGCGUCGGCGCAGCCCCUGCUCUGCGGGCGCGCUCCCGUCGGCAGCUAGGACUCGGAAACGGCUCGCGGCAUUGCGCCGCGUCCCCUGCGCGACCCCUGUGACGGGACCGGUCCCCGGUGUGCGCCCCGCGCGGCUCCGCAACAAUCCGCCCGGACGGACUGCCCGAGCGCGGAAGCCAUUGCGGCAGCGCUGCCCACGGCGCCCUUGCAGCACCAGCGCAGCCCAAGGCGCAUGCCGAGGGCUUCCCCAUGAUCAACUCACCUGCCUAUGAAGAGGUAGCGCUCACUGACACAUUGAUGUUCAAGAUCUCUGGGAAACCAGCCAGUGUGAUAAGGGGAGAAUUAAGGAUAACGGAACUAGGAAUAGGUCCAUUGGGGUAUGAUGAUAAGCAGUACCUUCAUCCUGUGAUAUAAGCUUGGCCGGAGGGGCAGCAGCAGCAGCAGCGGAGGGGGGCCAUGGAGACGGUGGAAGGACGCCCUGCCCAGUAUGGGGUCAACGUGCAGCAGCUGCGGGAGCUCAUGGAGACCCGCGGCCAGGAGGCCAUUCAGAGGAUCCGCGAAGAGUACGGCGGCAUCCAGGACCUCUGCAGGAAGCUGUACACCUCCCCCACCGAUGGGCUGAGUGGCUCGGCGGCGGACCUGGAGCACCGGCGGCAGACGUUUGGGCCCAACUCGAUCCCGCCCAAGGCGCCCAAGACGUUCCUGCAGCUGGUGUGGGAGGCCCUGCAGGACAUGACCCUCAUCAUCCUUCAGGUGGCCGCCUUUGUCUCCCUCAUCCUCGCCUUCAUCGAGCCCGAAGACCACCACGAGAAUGACCAUCGAGGCAAGCCAAAGGAACCUGGCCAAUCGGAAGCUGGGUGGAUAGAAGGUGUAGCUAUUCUAGUGUCUGUAGUAAUCGUGGUUCUAGUGACUGCAUUCAAUGACUACACGAAAGAGCGCCAGUUCCGUGGACUCCAAAACAGGAUAGAACAGGAGCACAAGUUUGCUGUGAUCAGGGGCGGUGAAGUGAACCAGAUCGCCGUGUCGGAAAUUGUCGUCGGUGACAUCUGCCAGGUCAAAUAUGGCGACCUCCUUCCUGCAGAUGGAAUCAUCAUCCAGAGCAAUGACUUAAAAAUCGACGAAAGCACACUAACGGGAGAAUCGGAUCACGUCAAAAAGGGAGAAAAUAUAGAUCCCAUGUUGUUCUCAGGCACACACGUCAUGGAAGGGAGUGGGAAAGUGCUGGUUUCAGCAGUGGGUGUCAACUCCCAGGCAGGCAUCAUCCUCACCCUGCUAGGGGCCGCCCACACUGAGAACAAGGAGCAGAAAAAAAAGAAGAAGAAGAAAGACGCUAAAAAGGGUCGUAGAAAGAAGAAAGGUGAACCAGACGAAGAAGCGGCCAUGUCCGGCAACUCGCACAUGGGCAACAUCACUGCCAACACCCACCUGGAGCCCGCACGGGCGGACUCCAUUGUCCCAGCGAGCGCGACCCACGAGGAAGCAAACCCCCGCAAGGAGAAGUCCGUGCUGCAGGCCAAGCUCACCAAGCUGGCCAUUCAAAUUGGCUACGUUGGAUCGACGAUAGCGGUGCUGACGGUGAUCAUCCUGGUGGUGCGCCACCUCAUCGAGGUGUUUGUGGUGGAGGCCCGACCCUGGAGGAGCAGCGACACGCAGCACAUCGUCAACUGCUUCAUCAUCGGCGUCACCGUCCUCGUGGUGGCCGUCCCCGAAGGUCUUCCACUGGCUGUCACCCUCUCCCUCGCCUAUUCUGUCAAGAAAAUGAUGAAAGAUAACAAUUUAGUACGUCACCUAGAUGCCUGCGAGACGAUGGGUAAUGCUACAGCAAUCUGUUCGGACAAGACGGGGACGCUUACUACCAACCGAAUGACUGUUGUCCAAAGCUACAUCUGCGGCGUCCAGCACAAGUCAACCCCACGAUAUGAAAGCCUGCCAUCGGCCGUGGCCGAGAAAAUCAUUCAUGGGAUAGCGGUGAACAGUGCCUAUACAUCCAGAGUCCUGCCAUCGGAGGAUGGAGGCCAGCCCAAACAGGUAGGCAACAAGACAGAGUGUGCCCUGCUGGGCUUCGUGCUGGACCUGGGCAAGGACUACCAGAGCGUGAGGGACGAUGUGCCCGAAGAGAUGCUCCACAAGGUGUACACCUUCAACUCUGUCCGCAAGUCCAUGAGCACAGUUGUCGCCCUCGACGGAGGACGAGGCUUCCGCGUCUACACCAAGGGGGCCUCCGAGAUUGUCCUCAAGAAGUGCAAGUACCUCUACGGCAACGGGGGCCAGCUGGAGAGCUUUGGGUCGGACGAGCAAGACCGCCUGGUGCGCACUGUGAUCGAGCCGAUGGCGUCCAAUGGCCUGCGAACCAUCUGCGUGGCCUACAAGGACUAUGUGCUCUCGGGCACGGCCAAGAGCAACGAUGUGCAGCUGCAGGAGGAGCCGGACUGGGAGGACGAGGACAACAUCAUCCGGGACCUCACCUGCCUUUGCGUCGUGGGCAUUGAGGACCCCGUCCGAGCAGAGGUGCCGGAGGCUAUCCGCAAAUGCCAGCGGGCGGGCAUUACGGUGCGCAUGGUGACGGGCGACAAUGUCAACACGGCCCGGUCGAUUGCGCUCAAGUGUGGCAUCAUCAAGCCUGGCGACGACUUCCUCGUGCUCGAGGGGAAGGAGCUCAACCGUCGGAUACGAGACUCGAGCGGAGAGAUCCAGCAGGCGCUGCUGGACAAGGUGUGGCCCCGGCUGCGGGUGCUGGCCCGCUCGUCCCCGCAGGACAAGUACAACCUGGUGAAGGGCAUCAUUGAGAGCAAGCUGCACGACAACCGGGAGGUGGUGGCCGUCACGGGAGAUGGCACCAACGACGGGCCCGCCCUCAAGAAGGCAGACGUCGGCUUUGCCAUGGGCAUAGCCGGCACGGACGUGGCCAAGGAGGCCUCAGACAUCAUCCUGACCGACGACAACUUCACCAGCAUCGUGAAGGCGGUGAUGUGGGGACGCAACGUCUACGACAGCAUUGCCAAGUUUCUCCAGUUCCAACUGACGGUGAACACCGUUGCCGUCAUUGUGGCCUUCACCGGUGCCUGCGCAAUCAGAGACAGUCCCCUGAAGGCGGUACAGAUGCUGUGGGUGAACCUGAUCAUGGACACCCUGGCCUCCCUUGCACUGGCCACAGAGAUGCCCACCACGAGCCUGCUGGUGCGCAAGCCCUACGGCCGCACCAAGCCCCUCAUCUCCCGCACCAUGAUGAAGAACAUUCUGGGCCACGCCAUCUACCAGCUCACCGUCAUUUUCGUGCUCCUCUUCCUGGGCCCAGAGAUCUUUGACAUCGACCCAGGCAUGGGGGUGCGCCUUUCUGAGCACUUCACCAUCAUCUUCAACACGUUUGUCAUGAUGACCCUGUUCAACGAGGUGAACGCCCGCAAGAUCCACGGGGAACGCAAUAUUUUCGAGGGCCUCCUAACCAAUCCCAUUUUCUAUAGCAUUCUGAUCAUCACUGCAGUUGCUCAGGUGAUAAUAGUGCAGUACGGUAGCAUGUUUUUCCAAACGAAGGCCCUGUCCCUGGACCAGUGGCUGUGGUGUGUGUUCUUUGGCUGUGGCACCCUGGUCUGGGGACAGUUUGUCACGACCAUGCCCACCAAGCGCAUCCCCAAGACCUUCACGUGGGGCUCGGGCCCCCCCGACGAGAUGAAUGCCACGGCGUCCCUCGUGGAGGACGGCAGCAGCGGCUCCCUCUCCCAGGACGUCAAGCGCACGGGACAGAUCCUCUGGAUACGGGGUCUCACCAGGCUGCAGACCCAGGUGAUUGGCGGAGAGUUGCAGGAUCGAUUGAUUCCAGUUCCCUACAGCAAGAGUUCAACAGAUCAAGCUAUCCGAGUAGUCAAUGCUUUCCGCAGUAACUUAGACGCACGCAAUAAUCCUGCCUACCAGACCGCGCUCCUGCGGAAGGCCUCUGCGGCUUCUCCCAGCGGCACGGGGGGCUUUGCCAGGCCCCAGCUGCACUCGCAGCCGAGCCAGCCGCAGUCUUCGGGCUCCGGAUUUGCGUCCCCCAAGGAAGAGACUGCGCCAAGCACUGCCUCUGUCGCCGCGGCGGUCCCGGAGCCCCGGGCCCAGUCACCCCAAUCGCCACAGCAGCCCCAGCCUCCUCAGCAGCUGCAGUCACCCCAGCAGCCAGCGGCACCUCCCCUCAAGGAAGGCGAUGCAACAUCCAAUCACAGUGUGGAAACAGCUGUGUGAGUGUGAUUUGCGCUCUGAAGGACGCACUGCCGCUCACGUGCUUCUCUCUCGUCUCUUUUUUUGUGCGUCCGUCUGUCCUCCCCCUGCCCUACCCAUCGCUCGGGCAUCUGGCAGCACUCCUUAGGUCUCGAGUUUGACUGACGCAAAGGGUUACUGUAAAAAAUAUGCGAAGAAAAAAAAAAAAGAAACAAAAAAAAAGCGAGGUGUUAGGAACGCAUUUGGUCAUCCCCGUCUACUACUACUACAACCAGCACGCACCAGUCUCACACACCACACUCUUAGGAAAAGUUUUUUCUAGCUCAAAGUCAAGGCAGCACGACACGGUUUCUCGGCCUCCCCCUAACCUCGACCCAAACUGCCAACGCGCUUGUCGACCGAACUGCCGUCUCUGGGACAGAGCAUCUGCGAACACGGUCCCACUGUGUGCAGAAAAGUGGCCCACAAGACAGCCUUCAUCGGUCCGCAAAACCCCGUAGAACUCGGGGCAUUCCGGAAGCGGUACCGAGCGUGGACGCAACGGACACGUGGGCUAUGGCAGUUGGCGGCGAAAGAUAUCUGUGCUCCCGCUCUGUCCUCUUCUGCCCUUCAUCUCGUGCUUGCUUUGCAUCCUUCCAUUGGGUCCUUGGUUUUGUGUCUGCAUUUUUUACGAGAACACUGCUCGAAGGACGUACCGAGUAGACGCCUCGGUCCUCCUUGGAGAAACGAAUGCAGGGGACGCAUGCUCUGUCGGUGGCGAGCGGAGCCAUCGUGGUGAUUGAUUGUGUUACCACGCCUCUGUUAAGUUUGUGCAUAUUUUAAUGUUGGGGGAGGGGGAGGGGAGGUCUUGUGUGUCCACGCUUUGUGCACCGGAAAACGACUCCUCCCAUUUCUUUGUUCGUGAACUGCUUUUGGUUUCCUUUUGGUCUUUCAGUUCCUUGUGUAGAAAUCAAAUGGCGGUGGAAGCUUGUUGCACCACAGGAUUGUUAGUUACAUGCAGAGUUUGUCGGAUUGUAUGUUAGCCAUAUACAAAUAUAAAUAUAUACAUAUAUAUAUAUAUAUAUAUGAUGAGCAUUUAUUUUAGCAUUACUCGCAGGACAUGGGAAAAAGCAAUCUAAAUAAUUAAAAUAAAUAGUAGGCAAUGUUUUUUCGGUAUUGAGGAGUUCUUUCGGUGGAGCUGGUGGUAGCAGAAAUAGCAGGUACAUGUCGCGUGCAAAUGGCUCAAGUUCUUGACUCUUCAAAGAAGUAACAUUUCUGUUUGCCCUGUUGAGCUAGUUUUGGUAUGUUGGAUGCUGCAACGGUUGCUUCCUUUCCUCACCGAGAGGCUCUGCUCUUCUCACUAACACCACCAUCUCUGCCCAAGUCCACCCGCCACUGGUCCCCCCCUCGCAGUGUUUGUGUGCACGGACCGCCUCUCCCCAGGACCCCCGAGGCUGUACCAUAGACGACGCGUACAAAAUAAGGAAGGUUACUGUGUCUCCCAGGUGUGACUCCCCGGUCCUUCAACCUCGUAGUCACAGGUCCCCCCUCCCACUUUCAAACUUGUGAGAUUCCAUUUUUUCUUGAUGUUUCGAAGAAUUAUUGCAGUGUGCAAGGUGUUGCUGAAAAAGACAAAAAACUGUGUGCUACAUGAACAUACCAGCUUCCUUUCCUUCUCCUCCUUGCAUAUAUCUAUAAACAAUAUUAUAUAUAUAUAUAUAUAAAUUAUACAUGAUAUAAAUAUAUACAGAGCUACACAUGCCUAACCUUCCUCUCCUUAUCCAGUUUCCAUAAAAAAAAAAAAAAGAAGCGGUUUCCUUUUAUCGCUUUCAGACUCGUUGUUAUACAUAAAAACGAUGCGAUUGGAUGGCAAUGCUGAUGCCAGCUCUGCACUUGUACAACGAACAUGUCAGGAUCUUUUUCGAAGGAAGAGACUGAGUGAAGUUUUUUAUGUUGGCUUUGUCCCCUCCUAAGUUUUUUUUUUUUUUUUUUUUUUUUUUUGUCUUUUGUGCAUUUUGUCAUGAAGGGUGUUUACGGCAGGAAGUCUGGGGGGAAAGACGCGGUGUGCUACAAGUCUCGGGAAACUGAGCCAGGGACGACGAAGGAACCUUCAAAGUUUUCCGCAUGUGGUGCCUGACACGACGACUCAAAGGGUCUUUUUCUUUCUUCUAUUAAUUCACUUUCCGCAAACAAUAGAGAACAGAUAAAAGGGGUAAAACGAAAUCCGGAGAGUUACAAGCACUGGACAGUGUGUGCCUUUUGUUGUGCAGGCGGACUGUAUCGGAGCAGAAAUAGUGUAUGCGCAGCCUGCUGUCUAGAACUGGAAAAAAAAAAAGAGAAAAAAAAAAAGAUUAUGCAAGUCACCGGCUUCUUGGGAGGAGAGGACAAGAACUGAAGGUCAAGAGAUGCUGUUGCUGCAUAGUGGACUCGUUGCUUCUUUCAUCAUUUUUCUUUUCCCUUCUUAAGGCUCAUUUUUGACUUGUUUUAACUGCUGUUUGGUGAUUUUAGUUGGUUUUUAUGUGCCUGUACAUAUAUAUACAUGAUGUAUACAAUGAUAGAGACAAGCAUACAAACAUCCAAACGAGUGCCUGCAUGUGUGGUCAGCUUUGAGUGGCCUCUGAUGGAUUGGUUGCCUGUCCACUGGAAAGAAGAGGUUCCGUUAAGAAAAGUCUUUUCCUAGCUAUUCUUUUUUCUCCCUUGGACUGCUGUAGCACACUUGGUGAUAUGUGUUCACCUGAAAAAAAAAAAAUGUUGCUUUGCUUUCGAUUCCAAAUCAUCGCAAAUGGCAUCCUUGCCAACGAAUGUAGCGGCAGAGUUGACCACACAAGUUAGCUUCAACCAGGUCGCUUGUCCAGAAGGAAAACCCGGCAGUGGCAGGAGUGAAACUAGGAAGGGCAGACGACAAUGACAUUGGAGAAACACAUCAAAUCAGCUGCAGUACUCGGCGGAAGCAGAUUGCUAAGGCGUUGUGGAGGGGGAAACUCUGGGCGAAGCCUAGGUGCAGACUACCUCAUUGGAAUUCGGCACUCAAACUUGGUUCUGCUUCCUUCGGUUUCUAUCCCCCCACCCCUUUGCUUGUUUCCUGCCUUGCUUCGUCUAAGCAUCAGCGAUGGUUUGCUUGGUUAAGUUUUUGUAAUUUAUUUGUAUCACGACACACUUUGUAGCACCAGUUACCGGCAUGACACACAGGACACAAACACAGUUAGCGUGAGCGUGGUUACGGGCGCGGGAGGGUUCAAAGCCUCCGACGACACCCUGGGCAACUAAAGGAGGUUUUAGUUGCGGAUAACUGUGAGACGACGCUUCUCUGAUUAUUGCUGAAUCAUGUUGCAUUGCAGGAACUAGCAUAGUUAUUACCAAUUGCUGUUACUGUUAUUAUACAUGUUUAGUUCUUGUUUGACUAUCCAUGAUCUCAUUUCCAAGAGCAAGCUCUGCUAGUUGCAUGCAACGGGCAGAAUGAGUGGGGGAAAAAACGGAUUUCUUUGGACAUGUAACUUACCUUAGAGGCUUGUUUCACUUCUGCCGACAGAUUUGCGACAAUUUAAAAUAUCACUAAAGCUAUCUCUAGCAACUGUAGGCAUCUUGUAUGGUAAGGAUACCAUUCUAGGGCCCAUUUGAACUUUUUAAAUGCUACACACAAUUGUGGUGUUAGAGGUUAGAUGUAUUUUGCCUUUAAGUGUCUGACGUCCAUCGUGGUCAACUUUGAAAAAAAAAAAAAAUGUCUGGGUGAUUUCUUUUUCUUCAAGGUAGAGCUCACCCCUGUAAUCAUCUGCAAAGCAAACUCUUGUGUUUCUCUUAAUUUAAAAGGGCCUUGCUUGAUCAUACAUUGCUGUGGUUUUAAUCGCAACACAAGCUUGGGCAUGAAGAGAAACCUCAAAAUUGCGAGAGCGUGUUUUGGCAUGCCUAGUUUCCAACAUUGUUUUUCGGAUUAUCUCUUUUGUAACCGAAUCAGAAGUGAAUGUUCUAGAAUAAAACAAAAGUUGAACCAAGUAAAACACUAGAGCCUGUGUGUUAUUCCUAAAGCAUGUCUGCUCUUGUUUUCUAAAGGGUAAUUUAUGCAACCAUGUAUCGGGCAUCUGUCGCGUGAAGUGCUUUGCAUUUGAACCAUUGUGCAUCACUCAAGGGAACGACUGUUCGAUUUCCACUGUAAAUGAUUCAUCAACUUCAUCUUCUGUUGCGAAAUAAAGUUACCCAGCUCUUCA